UCUUUUUUCUUGAACAGCACGAGUUUCUCGAUAACUUUGCUAUAAAAAGUCACGAUCCGUUCGCGAUAGUUUCCAGAUCAAAGGUGGAAGCGAAGAUGAGUCGUCUUAGCUAUUUGGUGGUGGUUUCUGUGCUGAUUGUUGUAAGCUGGGCCGAUGACCACGACUUCCGUGUGCCCUUGAAUGGAACUCGGGGUGCGCCGAACUUUGCCACUAAACCGCAUCAUGAAGUUGGCAAACGCCAUAGGAGCUACGACCAGGGGAUGAAUCAGUGUCAUCCCUUUGAGCUGGGCCUGGGGUACUACUACCAGAUGGACAUCAUGCUGAAGCCGGAUGUGGUCGAUAGUGUGGUUCCAGUUGUCUAUACUAAGUAUCGCUGGCCCGGUGCGAGAGUUCCUUACGUGAUCAAGGGAGUUUUUUGUGAGUUUUUCUUAGCAACUACCCAAAGAACCAUCAUUUCUAAGGCGAUAGCUCAAUACACAGCAAGCACGUGUGUCCGGUUUGUGCCACGGACUACGGAGGCCACCUUCGUAACGAUCGACAGCAGCCCAACCGGAUGUUGGUCCUACAUCGGAAGAAGCUUGAACAAUUCGUACAAUCUAGUGAACCUUCAAGUGCCCAACUGCAUCACCACUGGAACCGUUGCUCACGAGCUGAUGCACGCUCUUGGGUUCUACCACGAGUUCACCAGGACGGACCGGGACAAUUACGUGACCAUCGAUACGGGAGCACUGGAUCCAAAAUAUCAGACAGUCUCAUUCUACAACGCCAACUACGCCAAACUGGCGGCCAACCUAACUCCAUUGUACGGUAUUCCGUACAACUACGGUAGCGUAAUGCACUACUCCAAGUGGGCAGGGGCAUACAACCAAAGUAGGCCAGUGAUGAACAAUAUUAAACCGUGGACUGGAGACUUUGGUAACAAGAUUGGCUUGGCAGCUACCGAUAUACAAGCCAUCAAUUUUAUGUACGCGUGCCCAUUGCAAUGAUAAUGAUUGACAAU
Messenger RNA from Culex pipiens pallens (northern house mosquito), 1000 nucleotides. Its product is annotated as astacin-like. The coding region runs from base 96 to 986 and encodes 296 amino acids. Gene Ontology annotation, molecular function: metalloendopeptidase activity; zinc ion binding. Gene Ontology annotation, biological process: proteolysis. The transcript has 4 exons. The record is from RefSeq and is a predicted model, not a curated record. Lineage: Eukaryota; Metazoa; Arthropoda; Insecta; Diptera; Culicidae.